AUGGGUGUGUUUAAUUUAGUGUUUCAUCAUGGGGGAAGUUUCGUGCAAGACGGCCAUACGUAUUAUAGAGGAGGUAGUGAGACUACUGUUGAAGGUCAGGACGAAGAUAAAUGGAGCUUUUUUGAAGCUGUUAGUCUGGUUAAAGAUUGGGGUUAUGAAGGUUUUAGGCUAUGGAGAAAGAUUCCGCAAACGGAUGAAGGGUUUACAAAUGUUGUUGAUGAUGCAGGAGCUGUAGAAGUUGCUAAGCAUUACAUGAUGACCAAGGUUCUGGUACCUAAUGUUGAUGACUUCAGCACCUCUAGUGGAGAUGAUAGUACUGGUGACUAUGUUGAUGCAAGCCAAUGUUUCAAUGACAGUGAAGAGGAAAGAGUAAUUGACGUAGAAGAAGAGCAAUUUGAACAAGUGGAGGUAGCUGUUCCAGUUAGUGGGAAUAGGGUGGAGAUCGAAGGGAAAUCAUUGAGAUUCAAGCGUUGUGCAUCCAAGGAUCCCAAAAAGAUGAAAGAAAAGAGCAAAAGGGACAAGGUCAGUGUUUUGGUGCCCAAAAGUGUCUUAGGAUCUUGUUCAAAGAGGGCUACAAGGAAAUGUGAAGAUGUGGAUUAUGCUAGUGAGGAACUUGAAAGUUCAGAUGCUGAUGAAAGUGACAUGGAUGACAAACCUUCCAAGCCAAAGUAUGAGAAGUUUACAUCAGAGCUGCUUAACAAAGACUUUCAAUUCAAAUUAGGUAUGGAUUUAAAGAUGCUAUCAGUGAUUGUGGUUGAAAAGAGGAAGUCACAAGGGAAAGUUAAACUGUCUGAAAUUAUGUCUGAGCUUAGACAGAAAUAUUCAGUGGGCAUUACCAAAGGGAAAGCUUUGAGAGCCAAAGCUAUGGUUGAAGAAAUAAUUGAAGGUGAUGCAAAGGAACAGUAUAAAAUGUUAUGGAGAUAUGCAGCUGAGUUAAGAAAACAUUGUGCUGGGAACACUGUCAAACUAAAUAUUGAGAGACCACAUCCAACACUACCACUAAGAUUUGGUGCUUUUUGGAUUUUGCAAUGGCUCUUACAAAGGUGGACAAACCGAAAAGAUGAUCCUAAAGCUCAGGCCUUGAAGACGACCAAGGCUGUGAAGUCAGGUGGCCAAGUGAUUAAGAAGAAAGCAAUGAAGAUCAAAACAAAUGUCACAUUUCACCGGCCAAAGACUCUGUCGAAGGACAGAAACCCAAAGUAUCCUCGCAUUAGUGCAACACCAAGAAACAAGUUGGACCACUAUCAAAUACUUAAAUUUCCUCUAAAUACCGAUUCUGCAAUAAAGAAGAUUGAAGAUAACAAUACCCUUGAUGCAUUGGAUGCUGCUAACAAAAUCGGUAUCAUUUAA
This is a messenger RNA of Vicia faba (fava bean), 1350 nucleotides long. Lineage: Eukaryota; Viridiplantae; Streptophyta; Magnoliopsida; Fabales; Fabaceae. The record is from the annotation of a GenBank genome assembly.